Messenger RNA from Branchiostoma floridae (Florida lancelet), 2940 nucleotides. Its product is annotated as mucin-5AC-like. Bases 159 to 1505 code for a protein of 448 amino acids. NCBI's taxonomy places the organism in Eukaryota, Metazoa, Chordata, Leptocardii, Amphioxiformes, Branchiostomatidae. The transcript is spliced from 6 exons. The record is from RefSeq and is a predicted model, not a curated record.
CCGGAAACGGAAGUAGUCGACCAACCAGCGUCAAAAUAAAAUCCUCCCCAUGAGAGAGAUGGUACGGUCUGAUUGCGUCACGCGACACGUCAUCGUCAGUUCCGGGAUCAAUAUCAGCACAGGUGGUGCGUACAGACAAACAACCUGAAAGCUUCACCAUGGCCACUUCUGUGCUGGUGUCCGUUUUUGUCUUCAUGCUGUUUUCCACAGUGACAAACACACGUGACAUCAGAGUCCGCCAGGCCUUACCAGGUUCCAUUCCAAAGCUGCCCCUGCCAACAGAAAGGACAGAAGUCACUCCUGACUUUACUGUGACUAGUACAUACUCAGAUGUGAACUCAACAGACAGCUACCAGAAUGGAACCACACCAAGCACUGGAGAGCUGUCUGGAAAUGACACCAGGAAUACCACAAGUGUGGGUACAAACGGUACAGAAGAUGCUACUACAGAUCUCAUCAACGGCACAGAGACUGGCAACAUCACGGCAGAAACAGAGGCAACAUCGGCUGUGAACUCCACCGAGCAGGUUGGGAACGAAACUGUCGUCAGCCCCGAGUCUGGUGGUAUGGGAAACAUUACAAACAACACGACGGCUGACCUGAACACAACAACAACAGGCAACAUCACUGCAGAUAACUCAACAACAAUCUCCGAUAACUCAACAGCGGUAUCAGCUAACUCGACGGAACUCACAGGUAACUCAACAGGACUCACAGGUAACUCAACAGGACUCACAGCUAACUCAACAGGACUCACAGUUAACUCAACAGAACCCACAGCCAAUUCAACAGAACCCACAGCCAACUCAACAGAAGUCUCGGUAAACUCAACAACAGUACCAGAUAACUCUACAGAAUUUCCAGCUAACUUUACAGAGCUUCCAUUCGAUGUGACAGACGUCCCAACUGGCACCCUCCCUCCCCCGAGCCCUGCGACAGAAACCACAGGUUACGGUACAACCGAGAGUCCGAUGUCCUCGGCAUACGAGACCAGCCAGACGAUGGAGACUUCUACUUCAACAUUUAUGGAGCCGACUUACACCACGCCCAAACUGGAAACCACCACUCAGCCUGCCACAAAGGAGCCAACCACUAAGUCCACACCUGCACCUAAGACCACACCUGUACCUGGGACCACACCUGUACCUGCCUCUGAGGAGACCACUGCAACAUCUCAGGAGCAGCAGAAGACACCGGCCGAGGCACAGAAGACUGUCUCAGCCAAGGAGGACAACAACACAGAAGGAGACAAGAAUGAUGGAGGUGACAAGUCAUUUGGGGAGCAGAUCAGAGAGAAACUCAAAUCCCAUGAGGCGCGAUUCAUCCUCAGCAUCAUGAUCCCAGUCGGUGCGGGCAUUGUUGGAGCCAUCGCCAUUGUGGGGUUCGUGUACGGCGUGAAGGCCUGUCGCCGCAGGUUCCGCAGGAAGAGGAAGCUAAGGCCGGAGGAGACCAUGGGCAUGGACCGGGUCAUGCUGCUGGCCGGCAGCUCUGACGAGGAGUUCUGAUUGGUCAGGGUAACCUGCAGCUCUUUGAUAUGCAUUUCCCAUUGGACGCCUGCUCUGGUGAAGAAUUCUGAUUGGUUACUGCAGCCUAAGUGUUAGCCAGUUCCAGCAUCAAGCUCCCAGAAACUCUAAAGCAGGAGCUUUAAUAGACAAAUGUUGUCAGAAGAAUUCAGUGUUUUUUUUUAUAGUGAACUUUAUUUCCCUGUUAAACAUAUCUUAAGUUAGUGCCAAGUUUUUCUCAGUGUUAUGUUUGUUAACCUCUUUAUUUGUUAAAAGUCAGGGUAGACUAAUAGAUGUUGCGUAGGAUUAGUAGGACUUUCAGACAGUUUUUGUCUGAGCGUAUAUUUCAGAAUUUUAGAUCUGGUAUCCAAACCUAUCAUAAUUAUAGCUGCCGUGUUUUUUUCACCCUCUUUGCAAAGAGCUGCAAACUUGACUAGUGGAUAGCCAGCUAGUACGUAGUGACAAAGUUGUCAAACGGUCGCCAGCAAACUUGGGUCAGACCUGUUUCCAAAGAGGAUGAAAAAGACUGUCAGCUGUAAGUUUGGACACCAGCCUAUGGCUAGACGGCAUGUUUCGAGGGCCGGUGGCCGCUCCAGGAUGUUACCAGUGGGAAGAAUGGAGAUUAUUGAUCCUGCAGUGCCUUGUUGUGUUGUGUUGUGUUUAGUACGGCUGGUGGCUGCUGUGUGUGGUCAGCAGCUGGGACAGCCUGAGGAUGUGUAUGGAAUAGCAGCCUGAUGAGGUAAUGUGGAGCCAAGCUGGUGAGUUGGCACAAGGGGGAGGGUCUGCAUGGGGGUCCCCACAGCGUUUUACACUGAAUGCAGAAGAACCCCCUCAAUAUUAUGCUAAAAUCAAUGUACUAAGAUGAUUACACAAAAUUUGGUUGCCUCGCAAUUAUUUUCGUGAAUAAGACGACUACAGGAAUUCAAAAUAUUGAGGAAAAGGGUGACACAGGCUCUCGAGGAGGAGGGGGGGGGUUCUGCUAUUUGUGGCUCAUACAAGUCUGAUCCUGAAUUGUUUUAGUUUUCCAGAUUACAAGUCUGCAAUCUCACAAUUUAUUCAAAUUUCGAGCCCUGGGGGUUCAGGCCUUAUCCUGGUUCUUCCAAGUUCCAAAGCAUGCCUUUUAGUUAGAGCAGGAAAAGCUGUCAAAAGCCAUCACAUGGCAACGUGGAACUAUUCCUAUUUGCAGGUGCUUAGAGGUUGCAAAAAUAUAAUUGUAGCCAAUUGAAUACAUUAAUAACAAAUACUUCGUGGUAUGAACUUCUCCAUAUAAAGAAAUAGAUGUAGCCAUUACAAUUCUUCCAAUGGUCAAAUGAAUAUAAGCAAUGGCUUCAACAGGAUGUGGUUCUGACUGUAUAUUUUUGAAAAGGGAUGUAAAAAUUUGACCACUAUAAUAUCAGAUGUAUAAGAUAAGAUAAAAGGAAGCAAUAUCCUGAUGUGA